This is a messenger RNA of Sphaeramia orbicularis (orbiculate cardinalfish), 4058 nucleotides long. RefSeq names its product RNA binding motif protein 12 (gene rbm12). NCBI's taxonomy places the organism in Eukaryota, Metazoa, Chordata, Actinopteri, Kurtiformes, Apogonidae. Gene Ontology annotation, molecular function: RNA binding. The record is from RefSeq and is a predicted model, not a curated record. The coding region runs from base 160 to 2856 and encodes 898 amino acids. The transcript has 2 exons.
GCGUCAUCUCGCCAGUUAUCGCGGUGUUAGCGCCGACAUUUCGUGCAGACGGAGCAGGCAAAGAACAGCCGAACAGAGUGUAACCCACCGUUCAUGAGCCUCAGCUCCGCCGUUUGCUCACUGAUUUCUCGGUUGUAGGCCUGUUGUUUAGCAGUCAGUAUGGCAGUAGUCAUCAGGCUGCAGGGUCUGCCGAUAGUGGCCGGCACCAUGGACAUCAGACACUUCUUCUCCGGCCUCACCAUCCCUGACGGGGGAGUACACAUCGUUGGGGGAGAACACGGUGAGGCUUUUAUCGUCUUUGCAACCGAUGAAGAUGCUCGACUCGGGAUGAUGCGUACAGGCGGGUCCAUCAAGGGCUCCAAAGUGUCAUUGUUGCUCAGUAGCAAGACGGAAAUGCAAAACAUGAUUGAGCUUAGCCGCCGCCGAUUCGAAGCAGGGGCUGGUGCUGUGGAAGCAACAGCACCUGCUGCAGGAAACACCAACAGGCAGUCAGUUGCUGCUCCUAUUCCUACAGUGCAGCCAUCAGCUGGGAGGAGCAGUAGUCAUGGAAACCAGGGCUUCAACACACCGGCUUCAGUGACAGCAGCAAGUUCAUCUCAGGAGCCUCCAAGUAACAAGGCAGUAGCCAGCCUGGCCAGUGUGGUGCCCAGCUUCCCCAACAGUUACAGUACUGCCCCCACAAUCACUACAGCAUUGGCCUCACUCAAUGCAGGGCCCCCACCCAUCCCUCCACUUCCCAGCAUGCCUUCGAUGCCCCCUAUGCCAACCCUGCCCACCAUUCCGGUCCCCCCUCCAGUGUCUUCCUUGCCCCCUGUUCCCACGGUCUCCCCACUGUCCCAGGGUCCUCCAGUGCCACCGAUGUCCCACCUUCCCCAUAUGUCAUCCCUGCCCCCCUUCAAUCCAUCCCUCCCUCCCCCUGCAGGGCUUGGCUCUGGCCUCCCUCUAGGAACCCCGAACCCCAUGCUGUUCAAUCCUCUCUCCCCUCUGGCCUCACUUGGCCUCCAGGCCCACAUGAAAGCUGCAGCUGCUGUUGCCACAGGAGCAGCCAAUCCAGAUGAGCUCUAUGUCCUCCUUCAGCAUUUACCAUUCUCUUGCUCAGAGAUGGAGGUCCGGGAGUUCUUUAGAGGUCUGGGGGUGGAUGGGGUUCGCAUACUGAGGGAUCUACAGGGCCGGCCAACAGGUAGAGCAAUGGUCAAGUUCUUCUCACCUCAGGAUAGCUUUGAAGCUGUAAAACGAGGAGGUGGCAUGAUGGGACAGCGGUUUAUUGAGAUCACUCCAGGUUCUGAGCGGCAAUGGAUCAGUGUCAAUGACGGCACCCAUGGUCAUGGUGCCCAUAACAGCAAAUCAAUCAUCAAUGAAGCACAUGACCUGCAGCAUCGCCGAGGUAAUGCUGGCUCCGGGACAGGAGGCAGGGAUCAGCGUGGCAGGUCCAGAUCUCCUCAUCGGCAGGAGUACUGUGUCUAUCUUAAAGGUCUCCCCUACGAAGCAGACAAGAAGCAGAUAAAGGACUUCUUCAAGGACUUAGCCAUGGUGGAUGACAGCAUCUACAUUGCCUAUGGCCCCAAUGGGCGAGCCACUGGAGAGGGCUUUCUUGAGUUUAAAACAGAACAAGAUCACAAGACUGCACUGGGUGCCCACAUGCAGUACAUGGGCACCCGCUUCAUCCAGGUCCAUCCAAUCAGCCGCAAGGGAAUGCUAGAGAAAAUUGAUGCCAUUCGCAAACGUGAGGCAGUGCAAAGUGAUGGCAAAAACCCAGAUGGCUCCAAAGCUCCACGGAAUUGUGCGCAUAUCACUAACAUCCCUUAUAAUGUUUCCAAGAAGGAUGUGCGUGCCUUCUUGGAAGGGGUGGGACUUUAUGAGGACACCCUAAAAGUCCUGACAGAUAGCCAUGGUAACGGUUUAGGGCAAGCCAUUUUUCAGCUGCGAACCGAGGAAGAUGCUCGCAAAGCUGAGAGACUACACCGCCAGAAACUGAAUGGCCGUGAUGCUUUUGUCCACCUUGUCACCUUUGAUCAGAUGAAAGAAAUUGAGAGAAAUCCUCCUCCUCAGAACAAGCGUGGCCAACGCAACCAGAACCAAAAUCAACAAAAUCAAAACCAACAUCAGUCAGCCCACCCCAGCCCCCAGCAGCCCCAAAUCAACCCAUUUGCUGGUAUUAGUGGGGAGGAGUUCAACUUCCUCAGAAACACCAUGGGGAACCUAAACAGUGCCCCCUUUGUAACACCAUUCUCAGCUCCAGGCAAUGGACUGGCUGGUCCUCCUCCCCUCCCUCCACUGGCUGCAGGCCUCGGUGAUGUAAAUCUGGGCGUGGCUCCUCCAUUAGUUGCUGGUCUUCCAGGAGCUCCGAUUCUGGAGCCUCCAGGAUUCCGACCUGGUGCUGCAGGAGGAGCUCCAUUUGGCCAAGAUGGGUUAAGAGGCUUGGUGCCUUUUGAAAAUCCCAACAGAAAGGCAGGUGGAGGGGGACAGAAUCGAGGAGGAGGAGCUAGCAGCAGCCAAGGCCGUCCAGGGGGCGGGACUGGAGGUGGACAGCCAGUGUUCAGUCCAGGUGCUGAUGGACUACGUAACCAGCCUCCCCCUGGAGGACCCAACAACCCCAACGGUCAGCGUGGGGGAGCUGGACCCACGAUAGUCAAGCUCCAGAACAUGCCAUUCACAGUAAGUGUGGAUGAGAUCAUGGACUUCUUCUAUGGUUACCAGGUGCUGCCGGGCUCUGUCUGCCUGCAGUUCAGUGAGAAAGGAUUGCCAACUGGUGAGGCCAUGGUGGCUUUCCAGAACCAUGAGGAGGCCACAGCCGCUGUCAUGGACCUCAAUGAUCGCCCCAUUGGUGCACGCAAAGUCAAGAUCAGCUUGGGUUAAGCCCAGCCCAGAUGGACUGAUGUUACAUGCACCCGGAUCAAGUGUCCAAACUGAAACCUCACAUAAGUCUGGAACUAGACUGUUAGCACAUAGGUCACACUGAUGGUAAAUUUCUAAACUACUUCUUCCUGUGUUCCCAAAGUCAGGCAUGUCCAGCCCCCUGUUAGCGAGUAGGACCAAUCAGAUCCAGACUUGGUUUAUUUCCAGCAGCUCUACCAACUGUGGCAAUACAAAGAACAACAAUAAUUAUGACUACACAUAUAUUGAUGAUGAUGACUGGAUGGUUCUUCUUUUAUGUUUUAUUUCCAUGAUAACGCAGUCAUAUCCCAAGCUGGAACAUGCUCACUUGCUUUGUUUCAAUGGUAACAUGAUGAUUCCAGUGAAGCUGAGGAACUGUUGCUGCUGUGUGUGCUGCUCAUGUUUAACAUGCACAUGUUCUGUUGCUACAGUAAAAUAAGGAAAAGUUCAAGUUGGUCACAGUCAUCAAAUGUGGAUGUUCUGUUGCUAUGGUAAAUUCUGUUGCUAUGGAAACUCUUACAUGCUCUGUUGCAGUUAAGACAAUACAAAUGUCCAUUCAUUUACAAAAUGUUGAUCAAAUGUCAGUGCUCUGUUGUGGUAAACUUAAAUUCUCUGUUGCCAUGACAAAACUUCUACAUCCUCUUUCGGCUCUGGUAAAAUCAGUUGCUAUGGUAAAACCUAGAAUCUGUUGCUAUGGUAAAUCUUUACAUGCUUUGUUGCUAUUGUAACCAUGUAGAUUAACUGCUUCAAAUGUGCUCUGUUGCUAUGGUGAAAUGUUAACAUCCUCUGUUGACUCUCUUGCUGUUCUACAAAGCCAUGCUGCCAUAGUGAAAUGCGGAUUAUUCUCUGUUGCUAUGGUAACCUCUUGUUGUGUUGAGGAUGUGGGAUGGACAGAUUGCUGACUGACAUUUUACUGUGUAAAUAUUGACUUUGGGAUGCCUAUUUCUUUUUUCUUAUAUUGCUGUUUGGACCCCUCCCCUUUCCCUCCCCCACCCCCCUACUGCACAUGCUCAGUAGGUGUUUUGACUGUAGUGCUCUGAGAUGAAGCCUGUAGUGUUUUUAGUUCAUUAUCUUUCUGUUGUCUGUGUGUUUUUGAUGAUGUUGAAUCUCUGUAUGAUAUUGCCUCGUACACAUGAUGUGGAGUCUCUCCUUUGCAUUGGUUAAUAAAAGGAUGAUCUGACACA